Messenger RNA from Oppiella nova, 586 nucleotides. Lineage: Eukaryota; Metazoa; Arthropoda; Arachnida; Sarcoptiformes; Oppiidae. The record is from the annotation of a GenBank genome assembly.
AUCUGACGAAAAGGUAUAUAAAUGACAAAUGAAAUGAAAAGUGUCUCAAACAGUGCAUUGGGUCUCAAAGAGUAAGUCAUGUAUUCGUUUGUGAUUUACUUAACACUGGUGUUCGCGUUCCUGCCCUUCAUUUUGACGCAAACCACGAAAGCCGAGUGCAUUGAGUUCGGCAAAAAGAUUGAGGACGCGGGAGGAAUAAAAGAGUUCACAGAAGAGAAUCAGUUGCAGUUCGAUGUGGUUUACGAGAUAUACAAGAAUUGCUUCAUUAAUGAGGAGGGAUUCCGGUUCAAGAAAGGCCUGCCAUUCAAUGGACACAAAGCCGAUAACAAAGGGAAGUUACUCAGAAGAUUUCUAUUAGAAGGUUAUUAAGCCGUUUUUGCCUACCAUUCCCUGCGCUCUAACCCAUAUCUCCCACAUACCCUCUCAUUUAAUCAUAAUAAUGUAAUAGUUUUUUAUUAUCAAGAUCUACCUUUCCCUACCCCCAUGUUCCCAGCUCGUAUGCUUUCUUUAAAGUCUAUUUUUGUUAAUAGUUGUAAUAUUAAACCAUUAAAACUAUCAGUAAAUAUAAAAGUUAACCUAUUGUAAU